Molecule: messenger RNA, 749 nt
Organism: Caenorhabditis angaria
Lineage: Eukaryota; Metazoa; Nematoda; Chromadorea; Rhabditida; Rhabditidae
Source: the annotation of a GenBank genome assembly
AUGCUUCGUUUUCUGUUUUUUCUUGGAAUUAUUAGAAUAUCUCAACAAUAUUGUUAUUCGGAGGAAGAUUUUCCCUGGGAAGUUGAGUUCAGUCCCCAGGUAAUUUCAAUAAAACUUCAGAAACUUCAACCAAAAAUAAUUUAUAAUUUCAGAUUCAUCCGCAACAUCGGCAAAUCAUUCAAUUCGAGGGGCUCACAAAUUACAUCUUCAUUUUUGAUUGUACUCACAAUAUUGGAGAAAAAAGCCAAGUUUUUGAUUAUAAAAGUCGUGUUUAUGCGGUUCGUAUGAAAAUGUGUCCGAAGUUUUGUGUUUGUGAACUGCCAAAAGUUAUCACUGCUGAAAUUCCCAAAGAAGCCAUCAAAAACAAUUUUGAUAUUUCGAUUGAAAAAUUCACAAAAAUUAUCAACCGAUGCACAGGAAAGGUUAGUUGAUUUUACUAAUUGGGAAAAGGGAAUGGGAUUUUUUUAGAAUUGAAAUAUCGAAUAGAUAUAUGUCAAUUGGGAAUUUCAAAAAGGAGUAGGAUCACUUCUUUUUUUUUUAAAUAAGUUUGAUUCUAAAGAAGCUGAAAUUUGAAAAAUUAUGGAAACAAAACUUGUUUGAUAUAUAUAUUUUUACAUUUAAAGGAAUCUUCACAAACACCACAAACACAAAAAGAACAUUUCAAAUAUAAUCUAAAUUUCAUGCUAUCAUAUACUGACAUUACUUUUUAUGCAUGUUUAAUUUUUUCAAUUCUUUGGAUUGUUAUUUGA